GCCAAGCUCUCCUCCAUUCACAACUUCUAUCACUUCUCUCCUCCAUUCACAACUUCCAUCACUUGACUGAGCUGUCCAUCCAGACUCUAAAAGAAACUGAAGAAGCAGUAUCCAUGACCAACACGAUGACAUCAACGGUCCUCAUCAGCUUCCUGGCCUGUCUGCUCCUGGUCAAUGUUGAAGGCCAGGUGGGUCAUUCUAAAGCUUGGUGCCUGUGUCUGAAUGGACUGGUGAACCGUGUUAAACCUCUUCACAUUGAGAAGCUCGAGGUGUACACUUCCAGCCACUCCUGCAGGAACAUGGAGAUCAUUGUCACUCUGAAGAACGGAGAAGGGAAGAAGUGUCUGAAUCCAGAAGCUCCAUUUGCCAAGAAAACCAUUGAGAAAAUAAUGAAAAACCGAAGGAGUGUGCAGUAAAAUGAAUGACACCAGUUCAGGUGAGAACUCGAUAGAGAGAGAGAGCUGGAGGAAUGCAAAGAAGACUGCCUAAAGACUGCCUGAAGACUGCCUGAAGACAGCCUAAAGACUGCCUGAAGACUGCCUGAAGACAGCCUAAAGACUGCCUGAAGACUGCCUAAAGACUGCCUGAAGACAGCCUGAAGACUGCCUGAAGACCGCCUGAAGACCGCCUGAAGACAGCCUAAAGACUGCCUGAAGACUGCCUGAAGACUACCCGAAGACUGCCUGAAGACAGCCUGAAGACUUCCUGAAGACUGCCUGAAGACUACCUGAAGACUGCCUGAAGACUCCCUGAAGACUGCCUGAAGACAGCCUAAAGACUGCCUGAAGACUGCCUGAAGACAGCCUAAAGACUGCCUGAAGACUGCCUAAAGACUGCCUGAAGACAGCCUGAAGACUGCCUGAAGACAGCCUAAAGACUGCCUGAAGACAGCCUGAAGACAGCCUGAAGACAGCCUAAAGACUGCCUGAAGACUGCCUGAAGACUGCCUAAAUAUAAGUUUACACUGUUGAAUGGUACUUAGAAAGUUGUUUUUUAACUGUACAAAGUCAGUAUCUGUUACACAAUAUGACUUACUAGUUGAGUGACAUUUCUAGCAUUUCCAAUGGAAAAAAUAAAAAGCAUGUAAAUAUGUAAAUAUACUUUUUUAUUAUGUAAUGUCAAGAAUAUAUGUAUGUAUUUCUCAGGUUUUCUAUCAAAUUAAUAAAGAAGCAUUUGACUCUA
Messenger RNA from Oncorhynchus mykiss (rainbow trout), 1182 nucleotides. The record is from RefSeq and is a predicted model, not a curated record. Lineage: Eukaryota; Metazoa; Chordata; Actinopteri; Salmoniformes; Salmonidae.